AUGAGUGACAAGAAGUGCCCUUAUUCGGUAAGUAUCACUGAGGACAACACCAGCGACCCAGAUCCAGAGAAAAUUGCUCAUGUCAUCUCCAAUCUUGAAGGUGAAACUGACUUCAAAGAUUUCGAUGAUAAGUUCAACCCUGAUGAAUAUGGUCAAACAAAGCGCAAGCUUUCUUCAAGACACAUGUCUUUGAUGAUCAUUGGACAAUCCAUUGGUACCGGUUUAUACAUUGGUUUGUCGACUCCGUUAGUCAGUGCUGGUUCAUUAGCGCUUUUCAUUGGGUUCUUAACUUGGGCUGUGCUUAUGAUUUGGCCAUUAAUGCAAGCGGUGGGUGAAAUGUGUUGUUACUUGCCUCUCAGAGGUGCAUUUGUUCAUUUUUCUGCUCGUUGGGUCGAUCCAGCCUUAGGGUUUGCGGCUUCGUUAAUUUACUUUUACACCUCUGCGAUGUUCGUUUGCUUGGAAGCUACUGCUUUCGCAGGUGUUAUUGCAUAUUGGAGACCUGAUAUCAACCCUGGUGUGUGGAUAUCUAUUUGUAUUGUAUCUUAUGUAGCCUUUAAUGUUUUUGGUGUUAAUUGGUAUGGAGAAAUUGAAUUUUAUUCCUCCAUGCUUAAAGUCUUGUUAAUUGUCGGAUUAAUGUUGUUCUCAUUGAUCUCUAUGUGUGGUGGUAAUCCAAAGGGAGAUGCCUAUGGAUUUAGCAACUGGGCUAAGGGUGGGUUGAUAAAGGAAUAUCUUGCCGAAGGUGGAUGGGGUAGAUUAUCUGCCUUUUGGUCUGUCAUGUUGUAUGCUGCCUUUUCUUGUGGUGGCCCUGACUUAUUGGCUGUUUGCUCUGGUGAAGCUAGAGUACCAAGAAAGACCAUUGCUUUGGGUGCAAAGAGAUCUUACAUCCGUAUCUACUUGUUUUAUUUUGGUGGUAUCUUCUUCAUGAACUCUCUUUGUGCUUCUAAUAAUCCUACUUUACUUGAUGCAAAAAAGUCUGCCUCUGCUGGUGUUGCUGCCUCGCCGUGGGUUAUUGGUAUUCGUGAUGUUGGCGUUAAGGGGUUGGAUUCUUUGGUCAAUGCUAUUGUUAUGACUUCUGCUUGGUCUUGUGGUAAUGGUUUCUUUUAUGGUGCAACCAGAACCUGUUACUCUGCUGCAUUGGCUGGAUAUUUACCUCGUAUGCUCUGUAAGUGUUUGCCUAAUGGUUCUCCAAUUGCUGCUGUUCUUUUGGUGUUUGCAAUUUCCUUGUUGUCGUUCUUGUCCGUUACAAAUUCUACUGGUGAAGUACUUUUAUGGUUUAUUAACUUGUCAACCACUGGUAUUUUAUGUACGUAUUUGUGUUUGUGGUGGUGUUACUUUAAGUUUAAGGCAGCCAUGAAAGCGCAGGGCCAUGACAUGAAGAGUAAAGAUUAUCCCUACUUUAGGGCUCCAAGAUUUGUUCACCCAUACAUGACAUACUUGGCAGUUUUCCUCAAUGCAAGUGUGUUAUUCUUCAACGGGUACUGGGUUUUCUUCCCUGGCCAAUUCUCCGUUGCAAACUUAUUUACUUCCUACUUCGCUCCAGUUUUCUUUAUUUGCUUGUUCAUGUUCUGGAAGAUCUUGAAGAAAACUCACUUUAGAACAAACGAAGAAGCCGAUCUUACUACAGGAAAGGAAGCCAUUGAUCUUCAAGAAGAAAUUGACAUUCAAGAAGAUGAGGCUCGUCCUCAUAAACAAGGUACCUUCUGGAAAGUUUUACGCAAGAUCACUGACUUCGUUUUCAAUUAG
Lizanozyma spartinae is the source of this 1743-nucleotide messenger RNA. RefSeq lists its product as uncharacterized. The record is from RefSeq and is a predicted model, not a curated record. Gene Ontology annotation, molecular function: amino acid transmembrane transporter activity. NCBI's taxonomy places the organism in Eukaryota, Fungi, Ascomycota, Pichiomycetes, Serinales, Debaryomycetaceae. The transcript has a single exon. Gene Ontology annotation, cellular component: membrane. Gene Ontology annotation, biological process: amino acid transmembrane transport. Bases 1 to 1743 code for a protein of 580 amino acids.